This is a messenger RNA of Loa loa (African eye worm), 225 nucleotides long. RefSeq lists its product as hypothetical. Lineage: Eukaryota; Metazoa; Nematoda; Chromadorea; Rhabditida; Onchocercidae. Bases 1 to 225 code for a protein of 74 amino acids. The transcript is spliced from 2 exons. The record is from RefSeq and is a predicted model, not a curated record.
AUGGAGAAGACCCGUGUUGUUGAGGGACCAGAACUCAAAAUAGCUUCAUUCAGCUUCAAAAUACCCAUUUUGCGUUUGUCAUCUAAGAUACAAAUUAGAGUAUUAACCAGAGAAGAAACUAUCAUAAUCGAAACCAAUGUAAUAGAUCAUCUUACGAACGAGUUACAAAUAAUCGAACUAUCAACUAUGAAUGCGAAUAAUGAUUUCCACGGUUUGAAGGGAUAA